GCGGGGCGGGACUCGUCAGGCAGCCGGCGUGCGGCUGAACUUGCGGCAGAAGCGGGAAUCUGCAUACCUACAUGUAAGAGAAGCAAAAAUGUCAGAUGAUAUCCGGAAAAGGUUUGAAUUUCCAAAUUCUCUUAUCCAAUCGCAGGCUGUGGGCCAUCUUAUUGCUGCAGUCCUGAAGGAAAAUGGUUUUUCAGAAAAGAUCCAUCAGUCCACAAACCAGACUCCUGCUUUGAACUUGCUGUGGGAGAAGUGUUGCAGUGAUAAUGUAGUGGUUCGAACAGCCUGCUGUGAGGGGCUGGUGGCACUUGUUGCUCAGGAUCAUGCGGAGUUCAGCUAUGUCCUCAAUGGGAUACUCAACCUGAUUCCAUCGACCAGGAAUACACAUGGCUUGAUAAAAGCCAUUAUGAAAUUAUUACAGAUGCAAGCUGUUAAGGAAGGACAAGCUGGGGAGAAGAAUAUUGAGAAUAUAUAUUCUAUUAGAAAUCAUCCUCAGCCUUUGAUCACUGUGCUUGAACACAGACCUGAUUGCUGGCCAGUACUUUUGCAGCAGCUGACAGCUUUUUUCCAGCAGUGCCCUGAAAGGUCAGAAGUGUCAUGCGUCCAAAUAAUGUCCCCAUUUCUGUGGUAUCUAUAUUGUGAACCAUCCCAGUUACAAGAAUAUGCUAAACUUAGACUAGCCCUACUGAAAGUCUUACUUCAACCCUGGGUUUCUUGUGACAAAGAACAGCCAUCAACGUUGGAACAGCAGAUACUUCAGCUGUGUUGCGACAUGGUUCCAUGUUUACAGAUAAAAGAUUUGAUGCAGACAACAGAAGUGAUGCUGUUUAUCGAGGAAGUAUAUUUAAGCCUUUCGCGUCAUCCUGUAUUCUGGAAAUUUCAGCUUACCCAGCUGACCCUUCAGCUGCUGUGUGUCUGUGAAGUGAGCUUAAAGAUAACUGGGGAAUGCUCAUCUUUAAUUCACCUUUUGGAGCACAGUGUUGAACUUCUGAGGGAGGAUUUUCCUGUUGAGCUGGUCAUAAUUGGAAUAGCUUUAUUGCUUCUACAGACUCCAGCAAGUCAGCAGAAGCCAAUCUUAAGUCUAGCUUUGAAGCUCCUCUCUUUUGCUGAGGGUCAGAAAAUUCCAAAGUCAUCCUCGCUGCUAGUAAUGCCAGUUCUGCAGAUACUAUCUUCUACUGCCUUGGAAGAAUGCAUAUCCAUGGAUGAGGACAGUCCCUCGAGGCAGCAGUUGGCUCUAAAACUUUUGGAAAUGGUACAGCAGGAGUGCUAUAGAGACAAUCACCAGAAGCUUUCCUACAAGCUUGUGUUUCCCAUAACCAGCAUGUAUGGUUCAAUAUUAACAGCCUGGAGGAUCCUUGAAGUAAUGAAUGAAGAAUCUGCAGUGAGUGACUGGUUGGCUUCAGUAGAGUCCUUGCUCCCUAUUACUACAGUGAUCCCUGUGCAUGUUUUUCUUCUGUUGGUUCACCUCCUAGUUGAAGAUAAAGGACAAAAUCUUCGCCAAAUACUGAAGGUCACUACAGAAUUAGCCCAAGCAGAUUCUUCUCAGGUGCCAAAUUUGAUUCCAGUUUUGCUGUUCAAAUUGGGAAGACCACUGGAACCUGUAUUAUACAAUGAUAUCUUAUAUACUUUACCUACACUUGGUGUUCACAAGGUGUGCAUAGGACAAAUUCUACGAGUAAUCCAACUUCUUGGAACCACUCCACAUCUAAGGGCUGUCGCUUUGCGCUUGUUGACAUCUUUAUGGGAGAAGCAGGAUCGUGUCUAUCCUGAACUGCAGCAAUUCAUGGCCAUGUCCGAUAUGCCCUCUCUGUCUGUGGGCAAGGAAGUCCAAUGGGAAAAACUGAUUGCUAAAGCAGCAUCGAUCAGAGACGUAUGUAAGCAAAGACCGUAUCAGCACGGAGCAGAUAUGUUGGCAGCUAUUUCACAGGUGUUGAAUGAAUGCACCAAGCCUGAUCAAGCUACUCCAGCGGCCUUGGUGUUACAAGGUCUUCAUGCACUCUGCCAAGCUGAGGUCGUUUGCAUUCGCUCCACUUGGAAUGCUCUCUCCCCGAAGCUGAGCUGUGACACGAGACCGCUCAUUUUGAAGACCCUCAGUGAACUGUUUUCUCUGGUUCCUUCCUUAACAGUCAAUACAGCUGAAUAUGAGAAUUUUAAAGUUCAAGUCCUCAGCUUCCUCUGGACCCACACCCAAAACACGGAUCCAGUUGUAGCUAAUGCUGCAUAUAAAUCUCUGUCACACUUUAGCACUGGAGAGCACACCAUUCUUCAUCUGCCUGAACAGAUAAGACCAGAAAUCCAUAUUCCUGAUGAGCUAGAUGAAGAUGAAGAAGAAGAUGACGAGGGUGACGAAAAGGAUGUGGAUCUUUCAGUUCCUGGCUCGUGCUAUCUCAAACUGGUGUCAUUCACCUCACCUUUGGUUUUACCAGCUUUGGAGGAAUUUUUUACAUCGCUCACGAAGCAAGAAAUGGUGAAUAUGCCCCGUGGGGUGUAUCACCUGGCAUUAAAAGGAGGUGCUCGCUCAGACCAAGGAAAGACAGUAGCAGGAAUUCCCAAUUUUAUGUUGAAAAUGUAUGAAACAAACAAGCAACCAGGUUUGAAACCUGGCCUUGCAGGUGGCAUGUUGUUUUGUUACGAUGUUUCAAUGUACCAGAGUAAAGAUGGCAAACCUUUGAAUCGACUGAUGGCCAGUAGAGGGCGUAGUUUCAAGCAGACCUCGCUUGCUCUAGUGCAUGAGGUUCACAUCCAACUUUCGGAGUGGCACCGGGCCAUUUUUCUCCCACAGGCGUGGCUUGCAUAUAUGACUCGAGCUUAUCAUGCCAUUUUACAGGGAAGAAUAGCAGAGCUGGAGUUGCAGUUAAAACAUGGAAAAGAAGGCGCUGAGGAGGUGCAACACAAAAAAAGCGCAGCCUGGCUCUGGGUUCGAGACAUGUUGACAGAUGAGAUCACCAAGUCGGCUGCAAAGGACAGCCCAGUGGUUAAAGGCAAUGCACUGUUAGCCUUAAGCAGCCUUGCUGUCGUCGUAUCCAAACAUGAAGCCAGCCUCUCUUCAGAUGCCGAGGGGGUCCUGGAGGUUCAACCUAAUUUCCUUUCAAUGAAAGAGUGGGUUUCCAUGGUAUCUGAUACUCUCCUGGUCAUUGUGGACAACCACUACCAACCCAGAGGACAACUUUUCUCCUCGUUUUAUUAUAAAUCCUAUUCCGGUGAAAACACAGCUAGUGCCAUCGCCCGUUCUGCGGCCGCCGCGGCUUUGUCUCUCCUGGUGCCAGUUUUCAUUAUCUCUUGCAAAGAGAAGGUUGAGGAAAUCCUGAACAUGCUGACUGCCAGGUUACCUGGGAAACCAAGCGCUGAUGAGUCUCAAGCUGUGCAAAUCCACAUGGGCCUUGCUUUGGGGAUGUUUCUCUCUCGCUUGUGUGAGGAGAAACUCAGUGAUAUUUCUGGCCAACAGAUGAACCUUCUUCUGAUGAAGUCCUUGGAUGCUCUGGAAAACUGCUGCUUUGACACUAGUCUUGAAUACAACACGGGCUGUAUCCUGGGAGUUGGACUUGUUCUGUCCCUCAUGAGCCACAGCAGCCAAACAGAGUCACGAGUUCAUGUGGCAGCAUCACUUCGCAAGCUCUCCACGCAUCUCGAUGGCAGCGGGAGCCAGAGCAGGACGUUUCAGGAGGUCCUUGCCUAUACCCUUAGCUGUGUGUGUACAUCAGCAUUCAGCGCUGGAAUCAUUGAAGCUGCAGAGGCUGAAGACAUUAUGAACAAGCUUCGACUGUUGGUAGAGAACAACCAGCAGACUUCCGGUUUUGCCUUGGCAUUAGGAAACAUCAUUCAUGGUUUGUCCGUGUGUGGACAUGGAAAAGCUGAAGAUUUGGGCAACAAGCUGCUCCCUGCCUGGAUCAGAACUGUGUUAGCAGAGGGCACAUCCACAAUGCUUUGCUUGGCAGCUCUUCAUGGCAUGGUGGCCUUGGUAGGCUCUGAAGGGGAUGUAAUGCAGUUGAAGUCAGAAGCCAUCCAGAGCUCUCAUUUCCAAGCCAGACUUAAUGAAGUCAUUAGAACCUUAACACAGGUCAUCAGUGUGUCUGGGGUGAUUGGUCUUCAGUCCAAUGCAAUCUGGCUUCUAGGACAUCUUCACCUAUCUACUCUGUCCUCAAAUCAAAGUAGAACCUCUGUUCCUACUGACUAUAGCUAUUUGCCUGAAAGCAGUUUUAUUAGAGCAGCCAUUGGCUUCUUCAUUACAGGAGGGAAAAAAGGUCCUGAAUCUGUGCCGCCUUCCCUUCUCAAGGUGGUGAUGAAACCCAUAGCAACAGUUGGCGAAAACUACCAGUACCCUCCUGUGAACUGGGCUGCACUGCUCUCUCCACUUAUGAGGUUAAACUUUGGUGAAGAGAUACAGCAACUAUGCCUUGAAAUUAUGGUGACUCAGGCACAGUCAUCCCAGAAUGCAGCCGCACUGUUGGGACUGUGGGUGACGCCGCCGCUGGUCCACAGUCUUAGUCUGAAUAGCAAGAAAUAUCUCCUGGUAUCUGCACCUCUGUGGAUCAGACAUGUCUCCGAUGACCAGAUCCUGGGUUUUGUUGAAAACUUGGUGGUGGCAGUGUUUGAAGCAGCUUCCCCACUCUCCAGUCGUGAGUUGUGCCUGAGCGCCCUGCAGGGUCUGAGCCAAGCUGUGAAACUGCCCAGCCCUGCCCACCACCUCUGGAGCCUGCUCUGUAAAGCUACUGGGAAAAUUUUUGACCUUCUUCCAAGUAAGAUUCGGAGAAAUGAUUUAGAGCUUUAUAUCAGUGUAGCAAAAUGCCUCUCGGAAAUGACAGAUGAUGAAGCCAAUCGGGUUGCCCGGGUUACUGAGAGCAGCAUAGAAAAGGCUGCCUUUGUCAGACUGUACUUGGUCUCUCAAGGACGGUUCCCCUUGAUGAGCUUGACUGACAUGCUCGGUGUUGCCGUUCAGCACCAUGAAAAAGACACACUGGCCUGGAUGAUGCUGCACAGCUUAUACCAUGCACGGAUUGUGGGCCACGUGAACACAGGUGUGUUGAAGAGAAUGGAAUGGCUCUUGGAACUGAUGGGUUAUAUCAGAAACGUUACUUACCAGUCAGCACCUGUGCAGAAUGUGGCUCUUGCUGAGGCUCUGGACUUUUUGUUGCUGAUAUUUGCAACCGCAGUGGUUGCAUGGGCAGACCAUGCUGCCCCUCUCCUCCUCGGUCUCAGUGCCAGUUGGUUGCCAUGGCAUCGAGAAAAUGACCCAGCUGAGCCAGCAUCAAGCUUCCUUGGCAGAAGUCCAAUGCACAGGGUCACUCUGCAGGAGGCUCUCACUCUCCUUCCCAGUAGCAUGCUUCUUCUGCUGCAGAAAGAGCCAUGGAAGGAACAGACCCAGAAGUUCAUUGACUGGCUAUUCAGCCUCAUGGAAAGCCCUAAAGAAGGCCUCUCUGCAAGAUCCAGGGGUCUUUUAAGAGCCACCCUGCUGUCCUUACGAGUUCUCCCAGAGUUUAAGAAGAAAGCCGUAUGGACAAGAGCGUAUGGUUGGUGAACAGUUUCGCCAUAGCCAGCCACAUUCUCAGCUGGAAGAGGAAAACCACGCAAAUGGAAGAAAUGUCUCAGAAUACGCACCUGGGAUCACCGAGAUUUGAUGCAGAGAGUUAACGAACAGCCUGAACCAUGAGUGCCACGAGAUCGGGCAUUGCUCUGGUCCCCAGGCCAGUGGAGACUGAAAAUUGAACUUUCUUUUAUUUGGCUAGAGUUCAGUCUUAAGAUUUUCAUUGUAUAUAAGCUCCUCCCCUCCAAAAAAAAUUCUAGUAAAAUAAUCUCUUGGGUUUUCUGAUUUUAUUUGCUUUAAGGUGUAGGUAAGAUUUUACUAGCAAAACCAAACCGUAGUAGUGACAGAGGCAUUAUGAUCUAUUUCCCAUUAAGUGUCUCAAGGAUAUUAAUUGACUCAAUGAGUUAGACAUCUUUUCUUAUUCUUAUUGAUGAAGCAACUCUCUUGGAACUGCUAUACACAUUUAAAUAAUAAGCGUGAUGUUAAACAUUAGCUAAAUCAGAUUCAUUACCAAUGGCUAUAAUUUUCUUAUACUUGAGUCUCUUGAAUGCAAGUGAAAGUUACCCAGUUGAAGAUGACUUCUGCUAAAAAGGAGAAUAUACCUUAUUCACAAACCAAGAAUUAAAGAGUGGAUCUGCAUAGGCACAGCCGUAUCCGAUGAGCCCAAAAACGCCAUCAGGCUCUGUCCCUCUCAGGGUCACUCCACAGAGUCGCCGAGACGGCCGCCAGCAACCUCAAAGAAAGGAAUGCUGUCCUUGCUCCCAGGUGUGGCAGUAGCGAUAGGAGGAGGACUCCAACUCAUCUUGUGUCACGUGAGUCCCUCGGAAGCGGCGUCUAAAUGACCAGGCCUGGGUCAUAUGUCCCCCUCUACCGGGUUUCCCCAGAAGAAAGAUUAUGGGAUGCUAGGCAAGCAAAAAAUGACAAAUACCUCCUUGAAAGAUUGAUCUUUUUUAUAAGUACAAAUCUCUAUCUUAAUCAGGAUGACUAGAGGCCUAAUGACAAGUAAAUGAAGGUAUGUGACAGUAUCCUUGAGGGUUGCAUUUUACUCAAGGGCUUGAGAAUCAGGCAGCAUUUUAAUUUUGAUGUUUGCUAAUGACUGCCUCAUGCAGUCAUUAAUCAGGGCUGUCAUUAGCCAAUCUUAUAAACAUACCGCUGUAUACAUACACAGGAUCGUGGGGGGAGUCUUGUCAUUGGACUAGCGUAGUUUUGUGUCUGUCAUGCUAUGGUGCAGUGCCUGCUGCUUUGUAAGCACAGCGGAAAUUUCAGCAUUCUCAGGUGACAUUACCUCGAUGUUGUCACAAAGUGUACCUACUUAGGAUAAAACAGAUCUAUUAGUUUUGUUUUUCAAAUAGCUGGGUUUAUGUUUUUAGGUCUCACAUAAUUCUGUUUCACUGUGUAACUUGCAUUCUGUUCCCAGGUCACAGUUCUUUCUUUUGCUGAGAUACCUACAGGAAAAAAAAAAAAAAGGAAGGGAAAGCGAACUCUCAGGUAGUAUUUAUCCACAUUGCCAAUAUUUCAUAUAUAUUCUUCUUUAGAGGCGGAGCUAAAAGGAAAUGAAUUUAAAGGAAGCAGAAAGGUAGAAAAUUUGUUAGAAGCCAGCUUCCCUCUUUUUCCCACAUACAGUUUCUCAUACUUCCCUCAAUGAGAGGUUGAAAUUUAUCUAAUAUUUAUUGUUACAUGCCAGACUGUUAGUGCACUAGAGCUUUCAUUUGUAUAAUCUUACUUAACUCCUGAAACAAGACUGUGAAGAGACAUUACUUUCUAUUUUUAAAUGGAGAAAACACAUAAGUAGCAGAGCUAUUCCUCGAACCAAGCUCCUAGAAGAGAAAUUCACAUCCAAUUCUCUUUCUAUUACAUCAGGCUCAUUAACACGCACUUUAAGAUGGAAACUUCCACCAAGUAUUAAACCUUGAUUUUAAUAUGCUUAUGGUUUAAUAUGCUUUAUUAAACCUAUGGCUUAAUAUGCUUAAUGUAGAUUGCUGUAGUGAGAUCAAAGAAAUAACCCUGCCUCAUGUUAGUAAGUCUCUGGAAUUGGGAAGUUUAGGAGCUACGGUGCACAGGAACAGGUCCUUCGUGGGCUGAAGGACUGUAGAUCCCUGGACCAGGUUGCAAACAUGGAUGGCAAUAAAGAAUAGGGAAGAGGAAGUGGGCACUGAAGAAAUACUCCGCAAUUUUCUCCCUGAGAGAAAGCUGACUAGUGCGCAAGGAAAGGAUGAAGAAUCAGCCUAGACUUCGGAACCCAAAUGCCUGUUUUGAUUCAGCCCAUUCCCAUUCGACCUGUGUCCCUGCUCCUCCUGCCCUUGACAAGAAAACAGAAGAGUACAAAGGGAGGAAAUGAGAUAUACCUUAUCCCCUCUUCCCUGGCUCCUGGUUUUUGUCUCCAGCAGUCUUGAGCAUAAAAUUUGUAGGAUUUUCCUAUUCACGGGAGGCUCUAAAGAGUCUAAAACAGAAGAUUCUAAAUUUGAAAACCUAAAAGUUUUAAAAUCUCAACAUUUUACGAUAUAGGUCACUGGAAUAGUAACACCCAUUCACUUGGUUACCUGUAUGACCUGAAAUAAGAAUUAAUUAUUCCCUUAGGAUAUUUCACUUCUUUCCCUAAAAACCAGAAAUCCCUGCUUUU
Messenger RNA from Pteronotus mesoamericanus, 8138 nucleotides. It is a transcript of the gene FOCAD, whose product is annotated as focadhesin. The record is from RefSeq and is a predicted model, not a curated record. NCBI's taxonomy places the organism in Eukaryota, Metazoa, Chordata, Mammalia, Chiroptera, Mormoopidae. Gene Ontology annotation, biological process: regulation of post-transcriptional gene silencing. The transcript has 44 exons. Bases 89 to 5512 code for a protein of 1807 amino acids.